CUGGGGCCGACUGGCAACCAUGAUUUUUUAAACGGCGCAACUGUCAAUUGAUUGUGUCACUUGAAUUUUGCAAAAUAAUAACAGCUUUUAGCGGCUUCACAUACAGCUAGUGUAAAACAACGAAGCAUUUAUAUUCGUAAGAGGUCCUAUUUUUGGUAAUAGUACAUGGACUGGAAUGCAAACAAUGCCACAAACGGAUACUAAAGUUCCUGCAGCUGGGCUGGCGGCGGCGUCCCUAUCAUUCGACAUGCAAAAACAUCCUACCGAACGGCUGCAAGGCGGUGUUAACAUAACAAUGUACGAUCGAAGCAGAGAUAAGGAAUCUGCCGAAGAAGCUUCACCACGAUGUUUCCGAUCGACACGGAGUUUUCAACCAAAGCGAGUGUCGGAGCUGCCUCCUCUAGAAUCCGAUUCCGAUUCCGACGGUGAUGGAAACUUGAACUGUGCGAUUCUGAACGAUUCAUUUCUCUUGACUCCAUCAAAGUGCAUCGAUGAGGAGGACAGCGUGGAUAAAAAGAUUCCAUCGAAAGCCACAAUUCGGAGUGUUACGGAUGCUGUACCGAAAUCGCGAAUCAAGCUAGAAGACAAGCUACCUUUGAUGAACGUUGGCCCGGAUGUUGAGUCCAAAAUGAUCAAACGACCACCGUUAGUAGAACGCUCACAAUUCGAUCUAAAAGCGUAUAACGAUUCAUCACCAACCAAAUCGACACGUAGUCAGGAUUCUGGAUAUGGUGCAAGUGCGUCCGUCGAUACGGUUGGCGAGCUGGCAAGUUCUGUUCGUAGGCCUGACAGGACUGUAGCCAAUGGAGCUCAAAGCCCUACUCCGUUAGAGUCGGCACCCGAAAAGAUGGAAGUCGAUAGGAACCGCCAUCAAUUCGUCACACCACGGGACAAGUUUCCGGGUGGGCAGCAUCGAGAAACAGGCUCAAAGAUGUUUACCUCCACUACGGUGCGGAAGUCGCGCAACACAAUUGAAAAUGAGUUCAAAUCACAGAAAGUAUUGUUUGCCACCCCGGUCGUGAUGCCCCGGCCGCCGGUGAAUUUUCUACCUGACGACAGUCUCAACUAUUCGGUGAUCACGCCAGAUGCGACGAAGGAACCGAAGCAUUUAUCACCGAUUAAGGAACAGCCAAAAAUGUCGAAAAGAUCGACGAAUCAACUGUUUGGUGGGUUGGAUGCAGCAACUGAUAAGGUGUCUCCUCCGAAUGUUGCGACUCUGUGCGCACCGACAGUAGUUGAGACAAAUACUAACUCGACCGAUGCGCCACAGCAACCAAAGGAACGUCCGAUCGUAAUCAAUGGGAAGGAAUAUAUGGUGCUGAAAAAAAUUGGAUCCGGAGGUUCGAGUUCCGUCUUCCUAGCCAAACAGGUUGCCACCGGAUUGGAGUGUGCUGUUAAGCUCGUUAACUUGAACGGGGAUGCAAAUUUGGUCGAAGGAUAUCUGAACGAAACCAAAAUGCUUGCAAAAUUGCAAACAAACGAAAACGUGAUUGCGCUAUAUGACUAUGCGCACAUUCCCGAAGCAAGCCAGCUGUUUCUCGUGAUGGAAAAGGGCGAGAGUGAUUUGCAUCGAAUUCUGCAAGGCUACACCUCGGACAUUCCGCUUCACACGCUGAUGAACAUUUGGUAUCAGAUGGUACAAUGUGUGCACUACAUUCACGGGGAAGGUGUCAUCCAUUUGGAUCUAAAGCCGGCCAACUUUCUCAUGAUAAACGGCCGACUGAAAUUGAUCGACUUUGGGAUCGCGAGCAGUAUUUCGUUUGAUUCGACCAGUAUUAUGAAAUUUUCCCAGGCAGGCACAUUUAACUACAUCAGCCCGGAGGCAUUGAUCGAUACGUCGAGCGAAAUGAGUCCGGCAGGCUCGCAGCCACGCAUUAAAAUGUCCAAAAAGUCAGACAUCUGGUCGUUGGGUUGCAUUCUGUACCUGCUACUAUACAAACGGACGCCGUUUGCUCAUAUCAAAAACGUUGUCACGAAGGUGAAUGUUAUCACCAAUCCCAAAACAGUUAUCGAGUUCCCUCCGCUGGCCAGCUACUAUCCACCGAUGUUGCAGGACAUUUUGAAACGGUGCCUUCGGUACGAUGCUAAGUCGCGUGCUUCCACGGCGGAACUUUUGGAGUAUCCUUAUCACAUGGUUAUUCCAUUGAACAAGUAAAUUCGCCAAUGUUGCUGGCAGGCGCCCGAGAUGUUUACGAACUUUUGUAUUUUAUAUUAUAUUUAUAUUGUUACUACUCGA
Messenger RNA from Anopheles funestus (African malaria mosquito), 2236 nucleotides. RefSeq names its product dual specificity protein kinase Ttk (gene Mps1). Gene Ontology annotation, biological process: meiotic spindle assembly checkpoint signaling; mitotic spindle assembly checkpoint signaling; protein localization to kinetochore. Gene Ontology annotation, cellular component: spindle; kinetochore; nucleus. Lineage: Eukaryota; Metazoa; Arthropoda; Insecta; Diptera; Culicidae. Bases 176 to 2155 code for a protein of 659 amino acids. The record is from RefSeq and is a predicted model, not a curated record. The transcript has 6 exons. Gene Ontology annotation, molecular function: ATP binding; protein serine/threonine kinase activity; protein serine/threonine/tyrosine kinase activity.